AUCCCUCUAGCUGAGAUGGAGGCUUUGUCUCUGACGUCAGAUAUUCUCUCUGAAAAUUCCUGGUCCUUAGCUCUGACGGAUGACUCUUUACCUGAUGAUAAUAACACACUCUUACUUAAUGCCCUGGAGAGCAAUACUGAUCUUCCUUCCAUUAAUGACCCCCUGAUUCUGUCGUCAAACCAGGAUCUCCUGAGAGUAGGGAAGCCUUCUGUGGGCCGCACCCACUCUCUGCCGAACGACAGCUAUAUGUUUCAGGCUCCAGAUACUGGCCCUUACGAUGCUUCCUCGGGAGAAAAAAACGCAUCCCAUCAAAAAUCUCAGUCAGGAUCAACAACGUCAGUGCAGUCUCAGCCUGCAAGUAUUGAUGCUGUUCUACACAUUGGAAGAGAUCGAUUCCACCCCCUCAAGCCCCAAUACAAUCUUGACUGGGAAAGCAAACCCAAAGUUGCUCCACCUGUGCGUUCUCCAUGUGCAGAACGGUUACUUCGCAGACAG
This is a messenger RNA of Python bivittatus (Burmese python), 495 nucleotides long. Lineage: Eukaryota; Metazoa; Chordata; Lepidosauria; Squamata; Pythonidae. The record is from RefSeq and is a predicted model, not a curated record.